AAGUACUGGGCCCAGCGGUUCCACUACUUCUCCCUCUACGACUGCGGCGUGCGCCUCGACGCGGAGUCGUGGUAUUCCGUGACGCCCGAGAAGGUCGCGGCGUCGAUCGCGCGGCGCGUCGGCGGCGGGCGGGUGGUCAUCGACGCCUUCUGCGGCUGCGGCGGCAACGCCAUCGCGCUCGCGUCCGAGGGCGCGUGGGUCGUCGCCGUCGACGUCGACGCGAGAAAGUUGGACAUGGCGCGGCACAACGCGGCGAUCUACGGCGUCGCGGACCGCAUCGACUUCGUCGCCGCGGACGCGAUC
Aureococcus anophagefferens is the source of this 303-nucleotide messenger RNA. RefSeq lists its product as hypothetical. Gene Ontology annotation, biological process: 7-methylguanosine RNA capping; 7-methylguanosine cap hypermethylation. The transcript has a single exon. Gene Ontology annotation, cellular component: nucleus. The annotation marks the transcript as partial. The record is from RefSeq and is a predicted model, not a curated record. NCBI's taxonomy places the organism in Eukaryota, Pelagophyceae, Pelagomonadales, Pelagomonadaceae. Gene Ontology annotation, molecular function: RNA cap trimethylguanosine synthase activity.